This is a messenger RNA of Ectocarpus sp. CCAP 1310/34, 2202 nucleotides long. The record is from the annotation of a GenBank genome assembly. NCBI's taxonomy places the organism in Eukaryota, Phaeophyceae, Ectocarpales, Ectocarpaceae.
AUGUUCGAGCUGUUGCAGUUUCUUCGUUUGGCCCGGUGGCUUCCUCCGCUGUUGAAACGAUACUUCCUCCAUCCCUCACCCCCUCCGGCGGGCAGGGUCGGUCCCGACGCCAUCGGCUGGUGCAUCGACGUUCUCGACGUCCCUGGGGAGCUCGCGCAGUACCAGUUCUCCGCCCCGCCCCUCGACGACCCUGCUGUCGAGUGGACCGCCUUGACUGCCGACGCGAACAUGUGGCAUCGAGUGACCGUCGUUGGCCGUCCUUCCGGCGUCGGCGACGGUGGCGAUAGCAGUAGCAGCACCGGCGCCGACGUCGUCGGCGAUGAGGAGCGGCGAGAGGGCAAGUACCGGGAGGAGGCGACGCGGCCGGGCAGCAGCGGCAGCGGGGGCGACUCGGCGGGGGCGGCGGGGGCGGAGACAAGCCAGCAGCCGCGCAGCCCGUCAUCCUUGUUUCUGGUGGAGUUUGAAAGCGGUAGGACGGCGACCCUGGACCUCUCCCGGCUCGACAUCAAGUGGGUGCAAUUCUGCGGUGCCGACAGUAGUGGCGUGCGGCAGGGCUCCCGCGGUGCUCAAGAGCAGCAGCAGCAGCAGCAGCAGUCGAGGGCACCCCCGGGCUUCGGGGAGUGGGACGACGGCGACGGGCUUUCCUACGACGACAAUGACGUUGGCACGCGAGUAGAUGUUUGGUGGCCCCGGUACAACUCGUACUUUCGAGCAACGAUCGAGCGGUACGACCCUAACGUUGGCACGCACACCCUGUUCUACGAGGACGGCGAGAUUCGCGAUUCAGACAUGUCCAAGCGCGGCUUUCGCGUCUGCUACCGGCCGCCGGGGUGGACGCCCCCGCCCCGACGAGACUCCUCCCCGGCGACAGGCGGCGCUGAUACCCCUAGCAAUGCGGAGUCGGCGGCGGCGGCGGCGGCGGCGGCACCCCCCGGACAGCUACAGCAGCAGCAACAAGACGCCGCGUGGGGCCGGAGACGGCCCUCUCCGCUAGCGCCUCGGCCCCCCGCCGACUACGCCCCGGACGCGUCGAUGUACGUGCUCGCCGCGGUAAACAGGUUCGGGGAGGCCGGUGGCAUGGCGACGCUGGCGCAGCGGCUGAGCGGCGGCCGGCCGUCCUUCGGCGAGGUGCUGGAGACGUUCCGAAUCGGCAAGGCGCUGAGGGCGCACGCCUCCUCCAGGGCGGUGAAGGAGACCAACUGGACCCUCAAGGAGUGCGCCGCGGCGGCGCUGCUGUCGGUCCCCCCGGAGUCGAUGCGGGCGGCCACCAAGAUCGAAAUCGCUGAGAGCGUGUCCAGCGUGAGGGACCUGGCGCUAACCCUCAGCGGCGGUGGCAGUGCCACGGCGCAUGCGCCCCUGGUCCUGCUGCAGGAACUGGAGCAGCUGGAGCUGGCGAUGGCCAUGAAGGUGGGGAUGGGGGUAGGGGGUGGGGAGGUGGGGGCCAACGAGGUGUUCCGAUGCCCGUCCCUGGAGAGACGCCUGGCCGGACUGAUGCAUAUAUGCGGCCUUGUCACCCUUGCCGAGCGGGGACCGGGGGCGGUAACGACGAACGGGUCGCUCCCUCCCGCGGGCGAGAGCCGGACCGCGGCCUGGGCUACCCCGAGGGUGAUGGAGGACUGGCUUGUGGAGGUCGGGUUCCUGGAGGAGCUGUUCGGCUCCAGCAUGCACGUGGAGCUUGCCGUCGUUCGAGUGAUGUCUCCGGUGGUCCUCAACUUGGUCCCGUUCCUGUCGCCGCACAAACGUCUCCAUCUCUUCUCGUGCGUGGCCCGGACCCCGUUCUCCAAGUACACGGAGCAGACGCUGCACUUGGUGGGAGGGAGUGUUUACACGGCGAGGAAGGCGGUGCUGCACUGCCGCGAGCGAGAGUGGGAGGGCUACGGGUACGGGUUGCUCUGGCUCUUCGUGCAGGACGCGCCGGACCAGGGCACGGGCAACAAGAGGCACGGUGGUGGCAGUGGUGGUGAAAAGGGCGCGGUUUCCGCGGCGUUGGUCUCGUUGGCGGCUGGUUAUCUGGUGUCCCUGCUGAAGGAGCCCGAGGUGUCUCAAGAGCUGUGGCCCUUAAUGACGCGGUGCAUGGAGAACGUGGUCGCGAGGCGGAGCGUGCCGGCGAGCCUGGAGGUCCUGCGGCGCGCGAUCGCCACGCUCCCCGCCCACGAGGCGAAGAGCUGGUUCGGGGGGUCCCGCUCGAAGGAGAACAGGUAG